CCCAGGGAAUAGUGGGAAGUGGCUAGCUUUGCCCAUCACCAGCCGUGCAGUUUCAGGGGGAGUGGUUUGUCCUCGGCUUGGCGGGCAACACCUACAAGAGAGAGCACAGGUCCUUGCUGCAUCCCUACAUCACAUUGUUCGAGCUAAAAAACAACAGCCAUUUUCGGGUGACCAACUCCAUGACUCGGGGCAAGCGCUGUGACACUUGGUCCUAUUCCCUGAUCCCAACAACCAAGCCUGGACAGUUCACUGUGGAAAACAAAGGGUCCAGGGCAGACAAAGAAGACAUGCAGGUGAUCGAGACAGAUUAUAUCAAGUUCUCCCUGAUGCUGUCCCUCAGACAAACAAGCAGCCAAACCAUCACCAGGGUCAGCCUUCUGGGUAGAAACUGGAGGCUUUCUCAUCAGAUGAUAGACAAGUUCAUCUGCUUGACCAGAACCCAAAACCUCACAAAGAAUAACUUCAUCUUCCCUGAUGUGACCGACUGGUUACCUGAUCCAAAACUUUGCUGAAGAACGGAAUGGCUCCUGCAGUACAGACUCACCCUGCUUUUGCUCUCAGCACAAAUAAAC
Molecule: messenger RNA, 572 nt
Organism: Phodopus roborovskii (desert hamster)
Lineage: Eukaryota; Metazoa; Chordata; Mammalia; Rodentia; Cricetidae
Gene: Lcn12
Product: lipocalin 12
Exons: 5
Coding region: 180-512 (110 amino acids)
Molecular function (GO): small molecule binding
Source: RefSeq, a predicted model, not a curated record